Molecule: messenger RNA, 2119 nt
Organism: Pelodiscus sinensis (Chinese soft-shelled turtle)
Lineage: Eukaryota; Metazoa; Chordata; Testudines; Trionychidae
Gene: MRPS31
Product: mitochondrial ribosomal protein S31
Cellular component (GO): mitochondrial small ribosomal subunit
Molecular function (GO): structural constituent of ribosome
Source: RefSeq, a predicted model, not a curated record
AAGGUAGACUGCUCAAUGAACAGUACAAAACAAAGGUGCUUUACUAGCACAGGGUUCUACAACAAGGAAGAUGAAUCUGCCACUUCUACAGACAGUAGUGCUGAGAAGGUUUCAGAGAAUCAGGAGAAGACAACACAAGGAAAUUCAAAGAAGAAUUUGUUAAACAUCAUUCAUGAAAUGAAAGUAGAAUUAAGUUCAAAGAAGAAAUUCCAGAUGCUAAAAGCCCUGAAGACCCAGGAGCAAACCAAGGACCAGCCAGAAAGCAUGGAGAGUGCAAGCAGCAUGUUUCAGAAAGCUACAGCAGACAGUAAAGCUAAGAGGCCUCUAAAUCCAGAACUGGUGAAAGCCGCCUCUGCUGUUGCAUCUUCGUUACCUUUUGACAGGAAACGAACAGUGUCAGAUUUACUUGCAUUACUAAGGAAGCAUGAAGAAGCCACUGAUGCACAGAAAAAAGGAGAAAUGACUAACAUAAGCAACGUUAUUGCAGACAUGAAGAUUGGGAAACGUCCUCUCACCCAUGCGGCUUCCAGGCCAUCCCGCCAGGCUUCAUUUGAUGAUGAUGAUGAUCGGCAAGGUGACUUGUUUCAAAAAGGUUCCCUGUCUGAAUUGGCAGGAAGUAAAAGGAGAGGGCUUCAACUAGGAAGGAGGCUUAACAUUUUCCCUGAUACUCCCACUGUUACAGAAGGGACGCCUGAAGCAGAGUCUUCACCUACGCUCUGGGAUCUGGAACUUGCUAAUCAGAUUGCAGCAGUAAAUCAACAGCCGCCUCGGAAUGGCUUUGAAGAGAUGAUCCAGUGGACAAAAGAGGGAAAACUGUGGGAGUUCCCUAUUAAUAAUGAAGCGGGUAUUGAAGAUGAUGUUGAAUUUCAUGAACAUAUCUUUCUGGAUAAAUAUCUUGAAGCCUUUCCCAAGCAAGGACCUAUUCGACACUUCAUGGAACUGGUGAUCUGUGGGCUUUCCAAGAACCCAUAUCUAAGUGUUAAACAAAAAGCGGAGCAUAUUGAGUGGUUCCGGAAUUAUUUCCAGGAAAAGGAGGAACUUCUUAAGGAGAUUGAUCAUCACGAGAAAGAGACAAACCUUAGUUCUGAAACAAGGAGUCUGUCAAAGUAACAAAUGAUAACUUUAAAAAAUCCAAACCAUUAUAGCAUUGUGUCAGUGCGUAAUAAAACAUUAACACCUGAUUUAAAAGCUGUAAUUGUGUGAACUUAAAAAAAGGGGGGAGGGGUAAAAUUUGCCAUUCUUUAUGUAUAUAAAUGAACAAAAUGGAAGGAAUGGUUUACAACUCAUAGACUGUACAUAGCAAAAAUUUCAUUAAUUCUGCAGUACAAAUUCCACAAUUGACUACUUAAUUCAUUUUAAGCCUAUCUAAAAUAACCAGUAAGUAGAUUUCUCAGAAUGGACUUUAUUUUCCUGAUUUCUGCUGUAUGCAUUUUGAAAUUUGAUACUGUCUCUGAAUCUAGAGAUGAGAAAAAGCCAGUACGGUCACAUAUUCCAUCCCCCUGCCAAUUCAGGAUUGUUCUCCUUUGCAUGUUAAUGUUUUAUUUGGUAUAUUUUAAAUAUGCUAAUUGUUGGUGGGUGAGUCCACUGUUUCCCAUGAGAAACUGUACCAUGGCCUUACCUGUUUUACUAUCAAAAAGUGGUUUGAUUUUUUUUCUAUCUUUUUUCCCCUCUGUAUAAUUCCCUCCCCUCCACUUUCUACAACACUUUACAUUAUGUAAAAUAUUUUAAUAUCAUCACAUCCAUGUGGUAUAUUGUCAAACAGCCUUGCUUGCAUUCUGCCCUUUUAUAGUAGGGUUAUCUCUAACAUCACAAACCUGAGCAGCUAAACCCAUCAUUUAAAAACAAACAACCAGCCUGCCACAAAAAUGCCCUAGAACGUGUACAUUUAAUGCCUGCUAUCGUAAUGGAUCAGGGAGGAAAUAUUCAGUCCUACUUCAGUAUCUGGAUUAAGAUUUGUUUAUCUCCUGCCCUGCAAGUUUGAAAAUGGGAGGUUCAGAUCUUAUCAAGAGGUGUAAAGUUGUUGGCCUAUUACUUUUUUGUUUUAUAACCUUGUCUUCUGUUCUAUUGCGAAAUAUUCUGUGAUGCUCAUGACAUAAAUUCCACGUUUUCUCAUAAAUUA